CUCUAUUGUUUAUCCCCAGCUGGCCAAGCUUCCCCAGCUCCCUCUCCCAUGGCAGUAGUGCUCCCUCUGCCUGGUCGCUCGCUCUUCCUCAAGCUUAGCUCACUGCGCGUUGCUCUAGCUCGCGGAGCUUCCUAGAUCGCCCCUCCGCGCACCACUUCAAGCUCGCCGGCGUUCGGACCGCGGCUUCCUCCUCCAGCUCCGGCGCCCGGCGUUUCUCCCAGGCGCGCCCCCUGAAUUCCCUCCACCACGCCCUGCCGAGAUUCCCCCAGCCGCGCACUCCUUCUCUACGCUCCUCUCUCUCUCUCCCAGCGCUCCCUCCCUGCUCGCUCCUCCCUCAGCUCGUCUCUCUCUCUCCGCUGGUCGCGCCCUUGCCCUGCUUCCAUGGCUGCGCGUCCCUCUACUAGCCGAGCUUCCUGUACGCCCAGAGCGUGCCCAGCUGUGAAUCUCCCAUGGCGCGCACAUCUCCCUGCUCAGUAAUCCAGCGCGCGUGCCUUGCUCCUGUGCAUGCUCGCCGGCCGGAGCUCCCUAGCGCGGUCGCCCAUGCCGUGCGCAGCCAAGCUCGCCCUGUGCGCCCCAUCUCCCUUCGGAUCCCCUGAAAGCUCCUUGCGCGGGCCACGUUCCUCUACUCGGCCAUGGCCGCGCGCUGGCGCUCUUCUCUGCGCGCGCCCUGUCUUUUCCCACGCGCAGCUCAUCCCAACGUCGAGCUCGGCCCUGCCCUCUGCUCCAGCUCGCCCCUCUCUACUUGUCCUCGCUGUUGGGCCAGUCUACAGCUCGCAGUCCCUGCGUUGCCGAGUCCCUGGCCGCGUCUGUGUGGUUGUGUUCUUUCGUGGGAACGCUCACUUUGUCGUGGUCCUGCGCUCUCUGCUCGGUCCAGCGUGGGUUUUAGUUGUCGGUCGAGCGCGCCCCUGUUUCCUUUGUCUUACCGUCGUCGUUCGGUCACCCUGCCUCGAUGUCGGUCCCUACGUGAUGUCUCCGACUUGUGUUCGCGCUGACAAAAGAAUCCCAAGAAGAUGUAGAGAAGCAAGCCCCUGGUCGAUGCCCCAAGUGCUCGGCGAAAGGCCAGAACAAGAAUCAUCGCCGUUUAUGCGGAGUUCUAGUUAAUAUGGAGAGAUUCCAAGAGUUGUGAAUGUAAGAUAAGUCCGUGCAACAAUUGCUGGGAGCUCGACCGGAUGUCUAAACUGAGCACCAUCGUCGCCCUCGCGGUUAUCAAAUCGAUUUUAUCAUGGUGAGCCAAUUUAUUAUUUCAUAUAAUUGAAUUGGAUAGUUAUAUAGCC
Molecule: messenger RNA, 1274 nt
Organism: Zea mays
Lineage: Eukaryota; Viridiplantae; Streptophyta; Magnoliopsida; Poales; Poaceae
Source: RefSeq, marked validated